AUGGGUCAAUUGUAUUCCUUUAUAUACAGUACAAGUAUAUUCAUGUCAAGCAAGAGUAUCUACGGUGAGACGUUUCCUGAUGAGAACUUUGAAUUGAGCCAUGUUGCACCUGGUUUGCUGUCCAUGGCUAAUGCGGGACCAGACACCAAUGGCUCACAAUUCUUUAUCACACUUGUCAAAACUCUGUGGCUUGAUGGCAGACAUGUUGUAUUUGGAGUGGUUUUAGAUGGAAUGGAUAUUAUACGGAAAAUUGGGAAGGUCAAUACAAACAAUAGAGACAAACCAAUUGAAGAUGUUACCAUUGCUGGUAGUGGGAGUCUAGAUGUUGAUGAACCUUUUGAUGUAUCUUUGGAAAGGAAUAUAGUUUGAUCUAAAUAAACUCUGUGUUUAGAAAGGAUCCAUCUCAAAACAAACAUACAAUUUUAACACCUUUAGUCAACUAUCACUGGCUUUAAAUAAAACAUUUUACAUUUUAAUUGUCUCGUCGACA
Messenger RNA from Owenia fusiformis, 490 nucleotides. The record is from the annotation of a GenBank genome assembly. Lineage: Eukaryota; Metazoa; Annelida; Polychaeta; Sabellida; Oweniidae.